Venturia canescens is the source of this 3039-nucleotide messenger RNA. RefSeq lists its product as uncharacterized. The coding region runs from base 872 to 3013 and encodes 713 amino acids. The record is from RefSeq and is a predicted model, not a curated record. The transcript has 6 exons. NCBI's taxonomy places the organism in Eukaryota, Metazoa, Arthropoda, Insecta, Hymenoptera, Ichneumonidae.
AGUUAACGUUUUCUGUAACCUUCUUUGCGUUUGUUGGUACUUCGAGAGUUCAAAGAAUUUAGUGCGGUCGAAAGUUUUAAAGAAAAAAGUAUUGCGAUUUUCCAAAUCAUUCAGUUUUUACGCGUUAUGUACUAUGUUCAAUUCGGAUUAUUAUUUAAAUGGUUUCUCUUUAUGAGCUUUCGUUCAAAUCGGAUAACGAAAACCUUAUACAAAGUAUCACUAUACGAAAAAGUCGAACUCGCCCUUUGUUUUCCCCAUUCGCCGAAAUAAUCCCAUUCUCAUUUACCGGUGAUUGAUAUAUAUAUCGCGAAUCCUUUUACAGUGAUCUUAGAAGAGUACGGAAGUCAGUAACUGAAUAAAAAUGAGAAUUGACGAUCGAAAUCGUUCACGCGCCAAUUGUGUCCUUACUGCUAUUGCAAGGUUACAGCGUUGUUUAUUUUUUUGUUGAAAAACCUACUUCUUUCGGACAUCAUGGACCCUAAAAAAAACUGGAACAAACUGCAAACUUAACCUGUCCUUUUCGAUUUCAAUAUCUAUUGCUAUACUUCGAUUAAUCCUGUGCAGUUUCAUAUGUGUAAAGGGAAAAAAUCAAUCUUGUGUGUAUCAACCAAAAGUUUAGGAAAAAAAAUCCUUUCAUUCAAAAUAAAAAAGCGAAAAUUAACAAGUUUUGUAUACUAAUUUUGCAAACGUGCACAUGUGUGUGAAGUGAAAAUAUUCUUGUAGAACAUUCUUCAAAACUUGCGAGUGCAAAAGAUUUUUUUCAACAUAACCUCUUCAUUUGAAGAUCGAAGUUUCACAAAAAACAAUUGGUGAUUCUCAAAACCCAGUCUUUCAGUGCAAAUCUAUUUCUCAAUUUCUCUAUCUUGACAAAAUGAUAUUAUUUCGCGUUAACAACGAGCCAAUGAGAUUCCAUCUAAUUGAUUUAGAAGAUGAGGAGCGUGCCUUUCUAGGAGGCAUAAUAAAAAAUCUCGGUGGAGACAUUACAGAUGACACUGAAUGUUUAGUAAAAUUCACAUCGAGAAAAGCAUAUGGGCGUAAUCACUACCCAAGAGCCCAAAUCUUCGAUGUUGAGUUCAUUACAGCAUGUAAGAUGGCGCAAAUGAUUGUUGAACCAUACCAAUUCAGAUUAAGCGCACAUGGUCCUAAUGAUGAUUACAUCAUAGAACAUUUUCUGUACGGCGUAUGCUCCAGGGACAGAUACAACGUUACCUCAAGGAAUAAUGAUCCGCACCGAGUAGCCGUGUUAAACAAUUCAGAAACCAUGACUCGACUAGCUAGUGACAGCGAGAACAAUUCAUCAUCACAUGGAACUAACGAGACCAUGUAUACAGCCCUUCCAAGAGAGGAGUCAAUUCCUAUUACGGAGAAUUAUGUGGACGAGUCUCAGGCAGUGGUUCUCGCGUCGGAUUUAAAAAUCUGCCAACCAACUUUGGCAGGUGGUGAUGCUGCCAAAGAAACGUUGAGUCAUGAAAAACGACCGUGUAAUGUGGAGUAUGAAUUAGAAGUAAAACCAAAAAUGAUGGCACUUGAGAGAGAAACAAGGAAACUGGCUUUAAAGAGCAAUGUAGAGAAUCAACAACAAAAAAGAUCAGUGCGAACUCGUUCAAGGAGAACCAAAUCAACUCGCACCGAAGACUCUAAUCUGAAUGACGCGGAAAACGUGGAUCCAGAGUUCAUUCGGAUAAAGGAAGAACCAAUUGUUGACUUUCCAGGUAGUUUCAAUAGUCCAGACACCGAGAUGCCAGUAAAAUUAGAAAGAAGUCCUGGCGAUGCAAUCCCAAUAACAGCGUCUCCGCAGUUGUCAGCCAGCAGCGAUUCGGAUUGGAUUGAAAUGAAAAUUCCCUCGUCAGAGGAAAAUGUUCGAACAAAAUUUGCUGAUGCUGCGAUACCUGCUGAGCGCAGGAAAGCAAAGGCUGAAAUUUCGAAUCCUCUUGACCAAUCGAAAGUUGUAAACAUCUGCUACAGAGGCUUCAAAGGUGCAGCUAAGCCAUCGGAAAAUUCAAGAAAAUCGUCUCCAUCACAGCCAUCAAAACGAAAACAUGUGCAUGAAAUCUCUAGUGACAGUGAAACAACCGGAAAUAAACGCACAAGAAACAAUUACAAAGGGAGGGAACUUGAUAAUGAAAGAAACUCGCGAAGAAGAGAACGCCAAGUCCGAUCACCGGAUGAGGAAGAUGACGAUGAAAAAGAGGAAGAAACGGAACAAAGAUAUAGAACUAAACAUGGACAGAAUGCGAACGGUGCCACGGGAACAAAACCCAAACAAAGAUUGUUAAAUCUUCAAGAAAAAAGCAGUUUCACUUCCUUCAAAAAAAAAAUGUCCGAGUCUCUCGAAUCCGAAGAAUAUAUCGAAUCCUCUUCUGACACUUCGCUAUCAGACUCUUUAAAUGAUACACGAUUGAGGAGGAAAUACUCUCGCAGGCAAGAUCAUGAACUGACCAGAAAGACCACCUCCAAAAAGAGUCUGACGAGGAGAUGGUUUGAGGAAGAGCAGGACGAAGCCGGCCCUAGCGGCAUUCAGAAUCCCGAAAAUGAUCGUCGUCAGGAGCUUUACGACGAUUCCAGUGAUGACGACGAUAUGUGGGAUGCUCUACCCGAAUCUCACUACAAUAGCAACUUGUACAUGGAACAUGUCGACACUAAAAAACAAAUAAAUCACGAAAAAACACGUUCCAGAAAAGAACUGACGGGAUCAAGAGUUCAGAAAUGGCGAAGCGGUUUGGGGGGAAACGAUAUGGGAGAGCGAGGGGCGAGAGGUGGCCCAUUUAACCGCAAAGAACAAGAAAUAAUGAUAAAGUAUUUGCUCAGAAAUAGAAAAGUCUGCAAAGGAAAGGGAUUACUGGUAUGGAGCCAACUGAUCGAUGACGGGUUCUUGCCGCAUAGGACUCCGCAGUCGUUACACAAUCACUUCACAAAAAUUAUCCUUCCCAACAUUGAAAAUUUCACAAAACUGACUGUCGCAGAGCGGCAACUAUUUUUGAAAUUAAGAGAAGAGAAAAGAGAACGCAGAUAAAAGUUAAUAAAGUUUAAAAAAAAGAA